This is a messenger RNA of Mesocricetus auratus (golden hamster), 1430 nucleotides long. RefSeq names its product testis expressed 43 (gene Spmip10). NCBI's taxonomy places the organism in Eukaryota, Metazoa, Chordata, Mammalia, Rodentia, Cricetidae. The record is from RefSeq and is a predicted model, not a curated record. Bases 924 to 1328 code for a protein of 134 amino acids. Gene Ontology annotation, biological process: flagellated sperm motility. The transcript is spliced from 3 exons.
AAAAGCUAUUAUUAUUGUGUGCAUGGCCCCACACCUCCUCCCUCCCUCCCUCCUGCAUACAAUAAUAAAUAGCAAUUUUGUGAAGCCAGGUAUCCUCCCCUUUUAAGUGGGCUGGGGUAUAAGGCCUGCACCUCAGAUGUCUCUAUCUGCUGAGCUAUCUCACCGGCCCUUUUAAGCACUCUUGGAAGCUUAAGUCUAUGUGGAAGCUCUGCUUGCCAUUUGUUGAAAGCAAAUAUCAGAAGCUUCUUUUUUUUUUUUUUUUUUCUGAAAUAGGUUCUCAAUGUGUACCUUUGGCUGUCCUAGAACUCACUAUGUAGACCAGGAUGGCCUCAAAUUCCCUAUGUAGCCAAUAAUGGCCUUGAACAGCUGAUCCUCCUGCCGCUUCCAAAUGCUGAGAUUACAGGUGCGUACCACCACACUUGGUUUAUAUGGUGUUCAAGAUUGAAUUUAAGGGCUGGAGAGGUGGCUCAGAGGUUAAGAGCACUGGCUGCUCUUCCAGAGGUUCUGAGUUCAAUUCCCAGCAACCACAUGGUGGCUCACAACCAUCUGUAAUGAGAUCUGGUGCCCUCUUCUGACCUGCAGAUGUACUUGCAGUCAGAACACUAUAUACAUAGUAAAUAAAUCUUAAGGUUCAGAACAUUAUACUAAGCAAAUACCACCAACUAAACUAUAUCCGUAGGCUCUAGCCCAACAGAUUUUUCCUGUUUGUCAAAUUUGAAAUGUCUCCAAGUAUUCUCAUUUUUUAAUCGAUGAUAGAGACUUAGAGAAAAUAAGACUUACACUGAAAAUAGCUCUGAGCUGCAUACUCAGCUUCUAAAGGUUGCUGUGGCGUUAGCAGGACAAUUGUUACAUCAACGAUCGCAGUCUCAUCAGAAUUGGACUGUGUGAGGUUCUAGGUGAGAAUUCUGUCAUUGCUUCCAGUGAUGGCUUUGGAAAAAGAUGCCUGUCCUGCUUUACCGAAAUUGGACAAUAUCUGCGCAGCAGAGAACCAAUCUAAGCCUGCCAAUAAGUGUGAGGAAAUUCACUUACCACGGUUCUCACUAAAGCAAGGCAUGAUCCCGACACGUUACGUUAUGCCUUGGAAAGAAAACAUGAAAUUCAGGAAUGUGAAUCUGAAGCAAGCCGAAGCAUGUGGGAUCUAUGCUGGCCCCUUGGAGGACUCUCUGUUCUGGGGCUACAGCGAGCGGCUUUGCCAUGGGGAAGAUCGAAAAGUCGUCCUGAAGAAAGGCCUGCCGGAGAUAAAGAUUGCCGACAUGCCUUUGCAUUCACCUCUCUCCAGAUACCAGAGCACUGUGAUCUCCCAUGGCUUCAGGAGGCGGCUGAUUUGAUGUGCCAACCUGGGGGUAGCGGUGUGCUUGCCUGAUGUACAACAGGCUCAGGGUUCAAAUCCUAUUACUACUAAAAAAGAAUAAAAUGAUAUAGCAGUCCAA